Drosophila elegans is the source of this 3859-nucleotide messenger RNA. RefSeq names its product MAM domain-containing glycosylphosphatidylinositol anchor protein 2. The transcript is spliced from 8 exons. Gene Ontology annotation, molecular function: axon guidance receptor activity; protein binding. Gene Ontology annotation, biological process: homophilic cell-cell adhesion; synapse organization. Gene Ontology annotation, cellular component: plasma membrane; neuronal cell body; axon. The coding region runs from base 205 to 1608 and encodes 467 amino acids. The record is from RefSeq and is a predicted model, not a curated record. Lineage: Eukaryota; Metazoa; Arthropoda; Insecta; Diptera; Drosophilidae.
UUAAGGAUAAAUACAAUUAUACUCGCCAGUCUUAAAUUCGAGACUAUUUUAUAAGAAACACGAAAAAAUGUUAAUAAUCUGACAAACAAAUUGGUGUUAUGUUCAAGUGAAUAGGGCCUUUUUAACAAGUCAACAAAUAACCAAAAACUGUUUUAUUAAAAGAGAGAAAACCGAAAUAAGUUCAUACCAUACAUACAUAUAAAAAUGAAUAACUAUACAAGAAGAUACUGGCCGAUUGUACUGUACUUAUUUUCGCUAUCACUUUCCUUUAUCGAUGGCUCUUUUAUAUUGCCAGAAAAUGACCCUCCCACCACGGCGCCAAAAUUCUUAUCGCGGGGUCACUUGUACAAGGUCAUCGUCGGGGAGACCAUCGAGUUGCCCUGCAAAGUACAAAACCUCGGGUCUUUUGUGCUUUUGUGGCGGAAGGGUUCCUCCGUCCUUACAGCCGGACAUUUGAAAAUAACCAGGGAUCAACGCUUUAAGAUAGUGGGAGACUAUAACUUGCAGAUUAAUGGAGUGAAGACUCAAGACGCCGGCGAUUAUAUAUGCCAGCUGGGAGAUCAGGAAAAUCGCGACCAAGUUCACACAGUAGAAAUUUUGGUCCCGCCGACGUUGAGGGCCCUUCCACACAAUGGGCAAGUGACUGCUCGUAAGGGCAGCACUGUCACCCUGGAGUGCAAGGCAUCUGGGAACCCGGUGCCCACAAUAUUCUGGUUCAAGAAAGAUGUGUUUUCCGGGCCAACUCACUUGUCGGAUAGCUCAACACUUAUAUUGGAAAAUGUGGACAGACAUCACGCCGGAACUUAUCAGUGUUCCGCCGAUAAUGGGGUAAAGGAUCGGGUAUCGAUGGACAUACAGCUGACCAUACUCUCUCCCCCGGAAAUAACCGUGGAAAAGUCCUGGGUCCAUGCAUCCGAAGGAUACGAUGUGGAGCUUGUUUGCAUUGUUCACGGAGAUGUCAACUCAGAAAUGCUGUGGUAUCAAAACUCUUUUCUGCUCGAUGCCACCGAUCGGCGAUCUAUGUAUCCACGAGAUGAUAGAUACAGUCUCAUAAUUCGCAACUUCCAGCCAACAGAUUUCGGCAAUUAUAGCUGUGUGGCCGAUAAUGCUUUGGGAAGAACAAAGAAAUAUAUAGAAGUAUCUGGCAGACCAGGACCUGCAGAUUUUAUUUCCCCAGCCUUAAGUGGAUACUUAGAUCAUUACAACUUGACGUGGACUAUCGAGUCUAUACCUCCGCUGGAUGAGAUUAAGCUCUUGUACCGACGUCUUUUGAUGAAUGAGACCUAUCAGCAUCCUGGUAAAUGGCAUGAAUAUCACAUCAAGCCAACGCCAAUAAGAACAGAUGGAUCACACUUCUUGAUGUCGUAUCUGGUGAAAAACUUGGAGCACAAUGCUGUCUACGAAGCGAUUGUUCAGGCUAAAAACAAAUAUGGAUGGAACGAGAUCAGCGAUAUUCACCAGUUUUAUACGCGAAAUCAUGAUCUUCUUCUUGACAUCGAUAUGGAAUAUAAAAUGGGCAUUUCAAGCAAUAUUAGAACAUCACCAACUGUCUAUGGAAUAGUUCUAUCUAUAAUUAUGUUAGUAUUCUAUCCCAUCAUUAGUGUUUAAGAUGAAACGAGUAGGGUUUAUUUGCAAAUAUAAUUUAAAUGGUGCCUUACUAAAACUUUAGCAAAUAAUUAAAUUUACAUGUAUGUACAUUAAGAAACCGUAUAAAUGUAUUGAAAUCUCAAUAGAAUACUUCUCUCAAUAGAAUAUAAACGAACGUACUUCCGCAAUGGCUAAGGAUAUACAGAGGAUCUUUAAAGUCAUCAUUUUUUAUCACUACAGAAAAGAAAAUAUAAAAAAUAAGUUCACUUAAUGUGUUUCAGAGAACACUAAGCAAAUACAUAAAAUCAGCAUUUAAGUUUAUGCUGUCAGGAUAAUUUUUGUUUAUUCAUGCUAAUCCAACUUGAUGUAAGCCUUAGGACUGUUUAUAUACUCGGGUAAAGAAUCUGAGCAAAAAAUGUUAGCCUCAGUGUCCCGAUCCAUGAACUGAGUACAGGAUAAUAUCAUAAUUACUCUCAAACAGAUCUAAUAAACCAGCCCGAACGAAAUUAGCUGAUAAUGAUAAGGAAUAUUAACAUCAUACCAUAAAGUGUCCGAAUUGGGCGAUAAAAUUAGGAAAUACUUAUCUGAAUACGAUCGGCAAAGAAACGCUCGAAUUAAAAUUACGAAAAAUGACUUCGUAUAUUUGCACAAAAGAUAUAUGUAAAUAAGCACAAAUAUUCUCGAUACAUCUUCUGAUUGACGGUAAAAAUGUUGAGAGUCAGAUUAAAACAUUUACCACGUUUAUACGAUGCAUAUCCCCAUAGCCCUUAAAUUUUGUAUAAUUUUCGGUAUGACUCUAUGUUUUGAAUUAAAUAGGAAAACAAAAGGGCAAUAAGGUCGAAAUCAAAGAGUUUGUUUUGUACUUUAUAAUUAGUUACAAAAUUGUUAUUCCCCCAGAGUGGAGAGAAAUUUUUUAACAUAUCGCGAUAGGGUAUUAUACUGUACUUAUAUCCACAAUCGUAUAAGCGUAGUAACUGUUGAAAUAAUAAAAAAUCUUCUUUAAUGAGUAUUUAGAAAUUAGAAAGUAUGGUUAUCAAAUUCUAUACAGUUGCACCAUAGGUAUUCUUUCUAAUUCAUGUCCGAUUUGUGACCACGAUCUUGUGGCACAUUCACAUUAACCAGUUCACUUUAAAUUUGAAAAAACAAUUUUAUUAUUUUAUUUUGAAAGGACAGAUAUAAAAUGCUUUAUAUGAACUGGUAUUCUUUCUCUCAUUCUGGGUAGUAAAAACAUACAGAAGGAAACUAUUCGACUACAUAAUAGAUAAGCAUUAACAUUCAAAGCUGAAAAAAAGCUUAGCAAUUCCAUAUAAAAACUUAAACGAAUACAGUAUAUACCCUCCUGUAAUCAUAAAAUACAUAAAUACAUAUUGCAAUAUCGUUCAACGACUGUAGAUACGUUAUCAUAAUAGGUAUACCAAUGAAUAUAAAAAUCAUUUAUAAAAUAAAUACAUAGAACUUUAAAUAAUUAGGUGAAAAUAAUUAUCGGUCAGGAAGAUAAACUUCCUCAGUUUCUUGUUCCGAUCAAUGUAAUAGAAUUAUUUGUUUUCGUUAUAAAUAAUUUAAAUCUUGUCAAUGAAUUCAUGUACAUAAACACAUGCAAACGUGUUAUCUUCUUUAAGGGUAAAACAAUUUACAAACAUACAUUGCACUAACAUUCAAAUUGUGUUGUUAAAUAAGACCAAAGAUUAAGUUAAAUUAUUUAUUUUCAGUUUUUAUCUUAUUUAUCUUAUUUUUCUUGGUUUUAUAGUUUUUUAUAGUUUUAAGCUGUCAUUUAGAGUGUUCUUUUUACGUUGUACGAAAUCUUUCUAUCUUAAACGAAUAAUAUAAUCCAUAUUAUUAAUAGAAAUAUCCUUAGAUACAUAAUCAAACAAUAACAUAUUAAUAGACUUAAAAACAAAAAAUUAAAAAAAAUGUAUGAUACAACAUAAAUCUUUUAAACCGGGAUAACAUGAAAGUAGUAAUAAUAUUAAUAAUUCUCUUGUAAGUUUGUACUUACGUAUGUCCCUAUACAUAUGUAUGUAAUUAUGUGUGCGCAAUAUCCGUUAAAUUGGAUCGUAUUAUGGACGUAAUAAUAAAAAUGAAGUAUCUUUUAUUUUAACAAUAAGUGUUCUUAGUCAUAAGAAAUAGAAAAUAUCUCAUUAGUGCUAUAAUUUCGAUAAAAAAAGAUUUACUUUACUGUAAGCGUGUAAGAUUUACCUAUUAAUAAUGUAUGGCAUUAUACAUAACAAACUUACAAAGCACGAAUAAAUCAUUUUACUAGUAGAUUAACAUA